Messenger RNA from Amoebophrya sp. A120, 1517 nucleotides. The record is from the annotation of a GenBank genome assembly. NCBI's taxonomy places the organism in Eukaryota, Dinophyceae, Syndiniales, Amoebophryaceae.
CUUCUCCCUCGUCGUAUUGCAUCUAAUUGCUAUCGUGCAACUGUGAUUCGUUCUUGUCUUCGUCCUCAUUGAGUUUUCCCUUUAGUGAAUAGCAACAAGAAAAACACUUUGCACCACCACCAUCCAUAACACAAAGAGAACUUCUCCCAAGCAGCAGGUGCAAGUAAGCAUCUCUUUUAGCGUAUCCACCCACCGUUGCCCUCUCCUUUUGCAUUUCGCGCAUAUUUCGAAGUCAAAAUCAAAAAGGUCUCGAAAGUUUCAUCUCUACUCUCAUAGCAUCUCGAAGAACACUUCGCACCACAAAAAAACUAAACAAGCACCAUGGAUGUCUUGGGCGCACUUUUCUGCCAGGAGAUCCCGGGGAACUUCUUCCUCGACCUGAUCUUUGGACGCGACGUAGACUGCGGCCCGCACAUUGCGCUGUUCAACCUGCCGCUGCCCUUGUUCGUUCCCCUCGUCGUCGCCGUCGGGUCCAUCUACAUCACGAUGACGGUUCUGCUGUCGCCGGACGAAAGCAGCUACGAUGCCGUGAACAAUGCCCUGAACGCCGCAGUCGAGGAGCCCGCGCGGGAUUUUCAGACCUCCCGCGAUACGGCGUUCCCGGCCGGCACCGACCGCAAUUUCGUGACCACCGUGGCGCCGGAUGCGACGUACGGCAUGAAAACUGCGGGCGUGUUUGAGGCGACCGGGGCGGGCGCCCGCGACGCGGCGACGCUCGAGGGUCGCCGCAACCUCGGCCUGGGCGAGAAGACCAGCGGGCGGGGCGUCGUCCCGGGUGUGGGGCUCGGCAUGAACCUCAAAAACGUCCACCGCCCCAUCGGCUUCGAUCCCACGCGGUCCGUGGGUGUCGCUGCCUAAGACCACGGGGUAGCAGUUUGUUGAUGAGUGCUGUUGUCAAAUAAAUCUUCAUGGCAGUACAAGAAUAAGCUAAGACUCGUGCAGCAGCAGCCAGGCAGAGAAACUUUUAGCAUCUUCCGAUUCUUGCUCCGUCUGUCUCCGUGAUAAUCUUCUUCUCCGUCCCAGCUGCUGGUGCCCUCAACAGGCGUAUUUCUAUUUUUGAAGUCUCUUUCUUAUUCUUUCUAUCUCCGUCGAGCCGUGAAAACAUAAAAAUUUAUCUUAUGCAAAGUAUGCCGCCAGAAAUUAAGAUAAGACAUUAAGCAGAAUCUUCCAAAGGAUUUUUUUCCAUACUCUCUUUUUUUGCAAAAAAACACUUCAAUUUUUACCCGCCGGUAUUCCCCCUUCCCCCUGCGUCCACUCGAUAUUGUACAGCCAUUCCCAAUGAAAAAUAUUUGCAUGCUUCCGCGUUGGCGCUCCAAGCAUACUCAGAAGACACCGCGAGCAUGCAAAGAGAGUCACCACGUGGGUGAAAUUUUUUCAUACCGAGAUGUACUACUGCCCACAUCUACAGACACAGUACCUAUGAGACAUCCUCAUCCAUGACCAUGGUUUAUUUUCCCACUACCGCUGCAUUAUGAUUAUGUUUAUGUUCUCUUGUAUUUGGGGUGAGAAUGUAAAAG